AUGCACAGUGUUAAAGGAAGAGAAGCUUUGCUAAAGAGAGGAGGGAAGUUGAGAAAGGAUUACAAUGGCUAUCGUCACCAACUUCAUCCAUCUCUGAAUAUUCCUUAUGGCAUACGGAAUUUGCCACUUCCUCUUUACUAUCCCCGGGUGAAUAGUCCCAGUUACCCUGGGAAUCCUUACACUGAUAUGGUUAUCUCCAUAUCCCUGGAUCUGACUGCUCCUAGAUUCCCCUUCGUCUAUCACAUUCCUGGUUUCUCCUUAGCUACUCAAUUGAAUGUUCCUCCUCCUCCCCAUCUUCCUCCUUCUCCUCCUCCUCCUCCUCCUCCUCCUAGCGAUUUCCCCCUUGUCCCUCCUUCAGGGAUUUUUUUCAGCAGCUGCAGCACCUGCUGUGAGCCUGCUGCUACAGCACCUCCUGCAGCCACACCUGUAGCAGCUAAGCCUGCUGCAGAGGCACCAUCACCAGCUGAGCCUGCUGCCCCAGAAUCUCAGCCUUCUCCCUCUUUUGAUAGUAAUCAGCAUUUAAAUAACGACGAAUAUGAUCAAGACAAUGUUCAUAUUAAAUACCUAAAUAUGGAAUAA
This is a messenger RNA of Sapajus apella (tufted capuchin), 579 nucleotides long. It is a transcript of the gene PRR27, whose product is annotated as proline rich 27. The record is from RefSeq and is a predicted model, not a curated record. Gene Ontology annotation, cellular component: extracellular exosome. NCBI's taxonomy places the organism in Eukaryota, Metazoa, Chordata, Mammalia, Primates, Cebidae.